Molecule: messenger RNA, 541 nt
Organism: Lobosporangium transversale
Lineage: Eukaryota; Fungi; Mortierellomycota; Mortierellomycetes; Mortierellales; Mortierellaceae
Exons: 1
Coding region: 110-526 (138 amino acids)
Source: RefSeq, a predicted model, not a curated record
CAUUGGUAGCGCAACGGUAGGAUCUUCUCCUAGUGGUGAUGUUGUGGAAGACAACUACACUGACAUUUUCCGGCCAAUAGUUCAUGAUUCUGCACUCGCUGCGUCAUCCAUGAUGAGUCCAGGAACUGCAACAGGAGCUGGAGCAUCGAUAGCAGGAUCAUCACCUCCUCUUCCACAUCAGCAGUACCACCCAUAUGAUCAGGCAAUGUAUGAUCAGACAAUGUACGAUCAAACAAUAUACGACCGGGCAAUAUUCGAUCAAGCGCAGCAUAUGAGCAUGUCUAGUUCUGGAGCGACUGUACCCGAUUACGGUCAGUACCGAUAUGCUCAAGCUUCACCGACCCCUGUGUUGAGUAACCACCAAGUAAAUGGAAGCGGCGCGUAUGAUUCAGGUGUACAUGAUGCAAUUAUUGGAGGUCACGUACAUGGAUCGGGUGCUCAAGGCGGUCAUCCAAUUGCGCAUCCGUACACCUCACAAGACUACAGUGGACACGAUGAUCAUUUUUUACGCGAACUACGUGAAUAAUAUCCCAAGAUUAGA